UUGGCCUCCUUCAGGGAAGAGGAAUGUGGGGAGUGUGAGAGUGGCCUUUCUUCCUUUGCCUGCCGAAUUUGGGAUAGCAGGUCCUGAAUUCCAUCAGAUGCAGAAGUUUUAUUAAUUGUUGGUGAGGAUGAUGGAGGGAAGCUGUUUACUCCAGAAGAAUAUGAAGAAUACAAAAGAAAAGUUUUACCAAUGCGAUUGCAGAACAGAUUAUUUGUGAGCUGGCAAUCACCAACAGGAAUGGAUUGUAGACUAAUUGGCCCAGAAACACGAUGCUUUUGUACACAUAGGUAUAAACAACAUAAAACUGACUUUGAAAUGGUUCCGCCGCAGCGCCCCAUUCUUCUGCCCUGCAGGGUGACCGGCUGCCCAUGCAGGGCUUAUCUCUAUGUUCCCUUGUGUGGUGCUCAGCUCAUUCGCUGCAGGUGUAAACACUUUGCUGAUCAGCACAGUGCUGUGCCUAACUUUGGGUGCAAUAAAUGUACCAAGUGUUCAGAGUUCCAUAGCUGCUUCACUUGUGCAUGUGGUCAGCCUGCAUAUACCCAUAACACGGUGGUGGAAACCAUGCAAGAAAGAUUGGCUCAGGGAAAACCAGUGGGACAGGAUGUGCCUUAUGCAGCCAUGGGAGGAUUAACUGGUUUCAGCUCACUGAUGGAAGGCUACAUGCGCUUGGAUAACAGUGGUAUUGGUACACCCUCAGCAGAAUUUUUAGACUUUCCAGUUACAGCCAUGGACCACCCCUUUCUAAAAGCAUUUCAAGCACCAUCUUAUUUGUCUCCAGAAGCACUAACAAAUGGUAGAAGUAGUCAGAUUUCUUCUUUAAGGAGACCUGGGGAGGAUGAUAUGGCUUUCUUUGAAAGACGAUACCAGGAAAGGAUAAAAAUGGAAAAGGCUGCUAAGAAGAAAGGAAAAGUUCCAUUGCCAUCAAUUAAAAAACUUUCAUGAAGCCUAUUGGAAAAAUGUAAACCAUCAUCCAGAUACAUCUUUUUCCAUGUUUACUC
This is a messenger RNA of Dipodomys ordii (Ord's kangaroo rat), 998 nucleotides long. It is a transcript of the gene Fam221a, whose product is annotated as family with sequence similarity 221, member A. Lineage: Eukaryota; Metazoa; Chordata; Mammalia; Rodentia; Heteromyidae. The transcript is spliced from 7 exons. The record is from RefSeq and is a predicted model, not a curated record. Bases 190 to 942 code for a protein of 250 amino acids.